This is a messenger RNA of Prionailurus viverrinus (fishing cat), 2630 nucleotides long. RefSeq names its product cilia and flagella associated protein 418 (gene CFAP418). Gene Ontology annotation, cellular component: cytosol. The record is from RefSeq and is a predicted model, not a curated record. NCBI's taxonomy places the organism in Eukaryota, Metazoa, Chordata, Mammalia, Carnivora, Felidae. The coding region runs from base 51 to 674 and encodes 207 amino acids. The transcript is spliced from 6 exons.
CCACCCGGCGCUGUCGCGACGGGAACGGGAGAAAGACGUAACGAUUCAAGAUGGCGAAGGACCUGGACGAGCUCUUGGAUGAGGUCGAAUCCAAGUUUUGCAGACCAGACCCACUCAGACUGGGCAUGGUCGAGCGGCCCAGAGGCUGCGUCGGCGGCAUCCUCAGCAACGACCGGAACCAAGCCGAAGCGAAAGAAAAUCUCAGAUCAACAGAAACAUUUGCAAAAGAAGAUGAUCUUGACAGUCUUAUUAGUGAAAUAUUUGAAGAGCCCAACUUUGACAAAAAACCUUUUAAAUUAAAAUCUAAAUCUUCAGGUAACACAUCUGUCAGAGCUCCCAUUCAAGGCCUUGGUAAAAGCUGCAGCCCAGUGUACCUUGGUGGAAGCACUGCUCCAUGUGGAAUUGGAACAAAUACUUCACAGAGAGCUUGUGACCAUCUGCGUUGUGUAGCAUGUGAUUUCUGGGUAGUAAGCUACGACGACUUUAUGUGGGACAAAUCAUGCGAUUAUCUGUUUUUCAGGAACAACAUGCCAGAAUUCCACAAAUUAAGAACAAAGUUGGUAAAGAAGAAAGGAACACGGGCAUAUGCCUGCCAGUGCAGCUGGAGAACUAUUGAAGAACUGACUGACCUUCAGACUGAACAUCAGCUUCGUUGGGUUUGUGGUAAACAUUAAGAAUGCAAACUUUUUGUGUUUAAACAAAUGUAUCCGUGAGAGCAAUCUCCACUAAUCAUCAUCAUAUUUAGGUAAAGGUACAUAGCAGUAUCAUGCCCUUUGGAAAAAGACAGGAAAUUUCAUUUAAUGGCUAUACAGCACAGAUUUUCAAAGACCAAAUGGACUUGAGAAGAUAAUGUGUCCAAUAAUUUUGGAGUUAUUUCUUUUCGAUAUAUGGGCAUUUUACUUAGUAAAUAAGAUAGCAGUUCAUCCAAAUUCUUUGCUAACCUAUCUCCUGUUAAAUGGAAGUUUAAUUAUGACGUUUUAUACAAACAUAUAGCCAUUCAUUAGCAACUGCAGUAUUAGUCACUGCUAAUACAUUUAGCUAAAUAUUCCUCACGUAUAAUAUUUAAAGGGGAUAAAGCCAGCCAGUGUAGAGAGGUCACUGAGGGGUGUAUACAUCAUCUCCUCCGGUCAAAUCUAUUGUUGCCAAAAAUCAUAAUUUAUACAUGGCAGAAACCAUGUGAUCAGUGGCUCACUGAAGGAUUUUUAGGAGUACUGGUAUGCUGUAAAUGAAAACACUGCCUAUAUCUGACCUUACCUCAACAACUCACAGUGAUAUGCAUAAUAAUGAUAAAUAUGUAUUACUAGUUUUAACUUAUUUCUUCUUUUGUUGAUUUAGAUAUCAAAAGUUACUUAGUUUGCUAUUUUAACAAAUAAUCCAUUUAUAUAUAAAAAAAAUUUUUUUUGAUGCACCUAAAAUCACAAGGAAAAAUCCUAAUACAGAUAGAUCAUUGUUAGAUUUUUUCCAAGUACUUUCUAGCCUUCAGUGCCUAAAAUUCCAUCAAGUGAACAUCAAGUAAGAUAUUUUCUCAGGCAGCCUGUUGAUUUUUUGGUAGGAUUAGGUUAAUACAUUAUUUACUACAGGAGUGCAUGAAAGAGAAAUAAAGCAUAAUUGAACCAACAGGUGAUCUGUUAGGCUUCUCCUUUACAUCACUGAGACUUGAGAAACCCUACAAUAGCAGCCCAUUCAGGAAGUCAGUUACCUAAAAACUAUCAGUUCCCAGCACCAUCAAGAAAUUUUGGGGGCUUUCCAAUCUACCAUAAGCUCUUUUUUGCAUGUGUCUAAGAUAUCAUUCAAAUGUAUGACACAAGGUUGUGAUUGCUUAGUCUUAAGCUGAAUCCAUUCCAGUCACCUGAUUCAAGUAAGAAGAAGGAUCGGCCAUUAAAAUCCUUUUCCUAGCCGUGACACAUUUGCUUACCUGUAAAACUUACUCUAGUAGGUCUAGCAUUGCAACGGAACUCAUAGUGGCAGAUGCUUACAUUUUUGUAUUGACAAUGUAUACAGACCUUACUUACUUUAUUUUUGAAUAAAAAGUUUUUACUCCCUAAAAUUUUAUCUGUGUGUAAUUAUAUGAGAAACAAGGGGAUUUGAUUGAGAAACCAUUGGUCAUAAUGAUGGCAUUUUUUUUAUAUUCAAAUGUGCAAAUUUACUAAAUCAUUAAUUUGAAAAUUUUUUUCUUUUUUAUUGUUUCAUACCUAUUCUAUAUCCUAGAUACAUUGCUCAUGUUUGGCAUUCCAUAACAUAAUUCCCCAAUGUCAGAAAUAUAUAUAUGAGCUCACAUUGUUGUUGGCAGUUGUACAAUCUGUAAUCUAAAAUGUAGAAAGAAUAUUAUGUUUGUAUACUGAUGGAUAAAUAAUUUAAGCCAAAAUGCAACUAUUUUAGUAACAAUGCAUAAGAAAAGUAUAGUUUCUGAUAAGUUAUAAUUUUAAAAUUUAAAGUCUAUAAAACUUUCAAGAUGUUUUGCCUAUUUGUUUUCAAUAUUUCUCAUUUUCUACUUUAGCAAUUACCUAUUUUUUGUCAAGCUAGGUAGCUACUUUCCUUGAGCUGUAUUAUACUCUCAGAUCCUUAUCCUGCCUAGAAUAAUAAGUAAAUAAUAAAUCCUGCCUAUAAAUAAUAAAUAGCUUUAUUCUGUA